AUGGCGUCUGUGGCGCCUUACAAUCCCCUUGCCACAGGGGACGUCCUGGAGAUGCAAUGGAUCUUCAUGCGCACGGCCCUCGAUUUCCUGUUCUUCGGCGAGUGUAUACAGGCAGCAUUGUUCGUUGCUGCUGGCUCUGCUCUAGCGCAUCAUGAACGACGUUCUCGGUGGCUCACAUCGGCGAUCGUCACUCUCUUCAUCUCAUCGACGAUAGCCGUAGUCGCCACCGACAGAUAUUACCUGCUUCAAGUCCCGCCGUAUGUCAUCGUCCCAAACGAUCCGGCGAACCUGGUAACACGCCUCAACAUAGUCUCAACUCUGGCAUGGCGGUACAAUUACCUCGUGAGCGACGCGAUCGUGAUAUGGAGAGCAUGGGUUCUGUGGCCAGAUAACCUUCUCGUGAAGAUCAUCCUGCUAUCAGGGAUGUGCGGCAGCAUAGCUGGCAUCGUCCUCGAAUAUGUCUGGUCCCUACACACCGUCGAAUCGACGAUAAAAUCACUCGCCUUGACUAUUCCCGAAGUUUACAUCAACCUUUCCGCUACGAUCCUGGUUGGCAUACAAGCCUGGUCCUAUCAGCGCAACAUAAAGCCGAGCUUCAGUCCCUGGACGAGGAUGACGCAAGUCCAGAGGGUGCUACUUCUACUCGUCGAAUCUGGUUUUCUCUAUGUGCUCAUAUGGGCGUUCUUCCUUAUCAUCAUACUCUUGGAGCUUCCUAGUUUCCCUUACUUCAUCAUCGGAUCCAUUUACCACGACAUCGCGGGCAUCUACCCGACCUUUAUCAUCCUCGUCGUCGGCUUGCAACGCUCAGCCACAGAGACCUUGCUCGACCCUCAGGCUUCGCACACUAUCCAUUUUGCGAACGCCGACCCGCAGGCUCUUGCUGUUGACGAGGCGACGGCGCAGGAUAUCACCACCGACGUCGGCAUAGUCAGCGAGUGGUCACCGUCGUCUCAGUCGACGCGCUUCUCGGAGACCGGUCAAGACGCAACGAGGAAGGGAUGGUGCGAGGAGGAGAUAGUCAUGACGCCGAUGACUUCCAGUAGCCAGCGCAGCCACUAG
Messenger RNA from Schizophyllum commune H4-8, 1059 nucleotides. RefSeq lists its product as uncharacterized. The coding region runs from base 1 to 1059 and encodes 352 amino acids. NCBI's taxonomy places the organism in Eukaryota, Fungi, Basidiomycota, Agaricomycetes, Agaricales, Schizophyllaceae. The record is from RefSeq and is a predicted model, not a curated record. The transcript is spliced from 8 exons.